Messenger RNA from Aspergillus affinis, 2580 nucleotides. Its product is annotated as Serine/threonine-protein kinase. NCBI's taxonomy places the organism in Eukaryota, Fungi, Ascomycota, Eurotiomycetes, Eurotiales, Aspergillaceae. Gene Ontology annotation, molecular function: ATP binding; protein kinase activity; protein binding. The transcript has 3 exons. The record is from RefSeq and is a predicted model, not a curated record. Gene Ontology annotation, biological process: protein phosphorylation. The annotation marks the transcript as partial.
AUGCCUCACAAGCAGAAGAAGAAUUCCAAUCAUGUCCCCCCAAACGCUUCUCCCCGAGCGGAAAAGAAGCAGUUUAAUCCCGAAUCGCCCAUAGCCCCUCCUACGAACUACCAUGAAAUCCACGAGAACGAGGUCGAGGCCCUUCGCUCAAUCUACGGCGAUGACUUCGAAGAUGUGCAGCAUCGGCGAUCCGCGUGGGGACAACAAUCCUCCGAAGUUACAUUCAAACUCCAUUUGCGGGCUUCCUCCAAUCCUGAUGUCCACCUCGAAUUGCUCGUCGAGCUCCCCGCGACCUACCCCAAAACCUACCCGAACCUCUCCUUGGAAAACAUAGACGACCUACGACAGGGAGCUCGAUCACGAAUCGAAGAUAUUAUACGCCACAAGCCGAGGACACUCAUGGGCUCGGAGAUGAUCUAUGAGUUAGCCGUGUCGAUCCAAGAUGUCCUCGAGGACGUGGCGGAAGCUCGAGCUCAAGAUAAGGAUCUUCCUAGCCUAGAAGAGGAGCGUAUGGAGCAAGAAGCCGCGGCCAACCAACGAGCGGAGCUAGAACGACAAGAAGAACUGCGGAAACAGGAGGCCGCCUCGGCAGAGGAGGAACGAGCUUUACAACAGCUCCUAGAUGAUAAGGUCCGAGAACGGACCAAGGCACGAGACUCGAAACGGAAGAGCCGAACGCCAGGAAUGGACCCGGGAAGUGGUCUAGAUGCUGCGGAGAAUAUUCCGGGUGCGAUCUGCUUCGAUCCCCCUCUGGUCAUGACGGAUACGGAUGAAGGGCCUCUUGCUUUUCGCGCUGUAUAUGGGAAGACUAUGCUACAAUCCUCUCCGGGAAAAGAGACGUUCACCGUCAGGCCGGUCACUUGCGAGACCCGUCCCUGUGCUCCUCUCUUAGUCUUAAAAGAGGUGUCCCUGGAUGAGAAAGGGCUGGACCCGUUGGCGUUCCGAGAGAAGAUGCGUACUAGUGAGGAUAAGCUGGAAAGCUUGAAAAGGCUACGGCACUCCAAUCUAGUUGAGUUUGUCGGGUUUAAAAUAUAUAGACCUUUGAAUCCCCUCGAUUCCCAUGAUCACUUCUGGAAGGUGUAUCUCCUCGUCGAGCACGCAAACAAGGGCUCGCUCUCUGAAUUUCUGGAUAUCGUCGGAACGGUUCCCGUGGAAAUGCUUCGUAGCUGGACUAUUCAACUUCUUGAAGCCCUGGAGUUCUACCACCGCAGCGGAUUUGUCCACGGAGAUAUUCACUGUGGGUGUAUCAUGCUGUUUAGGAACCCCACCGGGGGCACGAUCGUGAAGCUACAGGCGGCCAUCGAGGAAACUCUGCCGGAUUCUGCAGAAAGCACGCGGUCACUGACAACCUCCAAAUCACCAUUUUGGCUUCCCCCGGAAUUGACGCCCGAUGAUGCCCCACCCACCACUAAAACAGAUGUUUGGGACUUGGGUAUAGUCUUUCUGCAGAUGGGCUUCGGACUGGAUGUGUUGCAGCGCUAUACAUCGGCCAAUGCGAUGAUGGCUACUCUCGGCCUCACCGCUCCCCUGCAGGAUUUAUUGCAUGAAUUCUUCCGACCUGAUCCAAAGAAGCGGCCAACCGCUUUUCAGCUUCAGCCAUCGGAGUUUUUCCGCCUCGACACUCCCUUGGUUGCUCGUUCAAGCGCCUCAAACUCGAUUUCCUUGCCGAGGCGGCCCCGCCUAGACUCUUUGAAUGGCCUACCUGUGUUCUCGCGAUAUAAUCAAGACUUCGAUGAGGCAGGCCGCUUGGGCAAAGGGGGAUUUGGGCAGGUAGUAAAGGCGAGAAACAAGCUUGAUGGUCGCUUCUAUGCCGUUAAGAAGAUUUCUCAAAGGUCUGCCGCCGCGUUGAAGGAUACGCUGUCGGAAAUCAUGUUGCUGUCCCGACUUAAUCACCCGUAUGUGGUGCGCUACUACACGGCGUGGCUCGAAGAGGAUCAUGGUCAUAUCGACGAAGACGCUGUAUCAUCUUCAGACGGAGACUUUUCUGGCCGGGACUCCAAUGCGUAUGAGUAUAGCACGGGUGGGCUUGAUUUCAUCAGCUCUAGUGGCUAUCCGAAGAUCGAAUUUGGAGGCGACAGCGAUGAAGAACGAGAUGGCACCACGCCAUCUCAAAACUUUAAGCGCUCAACACCGGAGACUUAUUGUUCGGAAAGUGGCACUGGGGCAGAGCUCAGUCGUGUGAUGUCCGGCUCGCAAGGUAGACCAGUCUUGUCUACCCUCUACAUACAGAUGGAAUAUUGCGAGAAACACACACUCCGCGAUCUGAUUAGAAAUGGUUUGUACGACGACGUGGACAGAUCAUGGCGGCUGUUCCGACAGAUUCUCGAUGGGUUGAGCCACAUCCACGGUCAUGGCAUCAUACAUCGUGACCUGAAGCCCGAUAACAUCUUCAUCGAUGUCGCAAAUAACCCGCGUAUCGGAGACUUUGGGCUAGCCACGAGUGGGCAAUUCACGACAGCCGUGCGGUCUUCGACUACCGCAGACUUCGAAGGAAACUUCACUCGAAGUCUUGGUACCACAUACUACGUUGCGCCGGAGAUGAAAUCUGGCUUUACGGGAAAUUAUAAUGAGAAAGUGGAU